UGCGCGCGAACUCUAAGUGCGAGGGUCCCAGGGUUUGAGCUGUGCAGAUUCCAGGGAGACUUGACCACACUACGGAUCCAGACUCGUUCAUCACCCCGCCAUGGAAACCUCAGCGCACAGGCAGCAGCAGCCCUCGGCGUCCAAGAUCAGGAACCUGCCCUGGGUUGAAAAAUACCGGCCACAGACACUGAAUGAUCUCAUUUCUCAUCAAGACAUUUUGAGUACCAUUCAAAAAUUUAUCAGUGAAGACCGACUGCCACACCUACUUCUCUAUGGCCCUCCGGGGACAGGAAAGACAUCCACCAUUCUAGCCUGUGCAAAACAGCUGUACAAAGACAAAGAAUUCGGCUCUAUGGUCUUGGAGCUGAAUGCUUCAGACGACCGAGGAAUAGAUAUCGUUCGGGGACCAAUCCUGAGUUUUGCUAGCACAAGGACAAUAUUUAAGAAAGGCUUUAAAUUAGUGAUACUGGAUGAAGCUGAUGCCAUGACUCAAGAUGCCCAGAAUGCCUUGAGGAGAGUGAUUGAGAAAUUUACUGAAAACACCAGAUUUUGCCUCAUCUGUAACUAUCUAUCAAAGAUCAUCCCCGCCUUGCAGUCUCGCUGUACACGGUUCCGAUUCGGUCCCCUGACUCCUGAACUCAUGGUUCCACGCCUGGAACAUGUUGUAGAAGAAGAGAAAAUCGAUAUAAGUGAAGAUGGGAUGAAAGCACUUGUGACUCUUUCUAGUGGAGAUAUGCGACGGGCUCUGAAUAUUCUGCAGAGCACCAACAUGGCCUUUGGGAAAGUGACAGAGGAGACUGUCUACACCUGCACAGGGCACCCACUCAAGUCAGACAUUGCCAACAUUCUGGACUGGAUGUUGAAUCAAGACUUCACCACAGCCUACAGAAAUAUCAUGGAGUUGAAAACUCUGAAGGGGUUGGCAUUACAUGAUAUCCUGACAGAGAUACACUUGUUUGUGCACAGAGUUGACUUUCCAUCUUCAGUUCGAAUACAUUUAUUGACCAAAAUGGCAGAAAUUGAGUACAGACUUUCUGUUGGCACCAAUGAGAAGAUUCAGCUGAGUUCCCUCAUUGCAGCUUUUCAAGUCACCAGAGACCUGAUUGUCACAGAGGCCUAGAUGCUGACAUAAGAUCAUUUGCUACAAUUCUGAGGCCCAGCAGUGACUAGAGAACAGGAGACUUGGUUAUGGGAUGAACUGCCAUGUGGGGUCAGACUUACAUAAAGUACCUUGUUUGUGGCUGUCUGAAGCAGAGAUGUACAAAAAAUUUUAACACACAGCUGUCUUAUUGCACUGCCCACUUGUGUUUUGUAGGAAGAAAAAAAAGCAAACACCUUUAUUUCAACCUUCAGGCUUUUUCUCUUUUGUUGCUUGGAUGACAGGAAGUUAGCCUACCUCAUUUUAUUUCGGACACUAAAGCUUUCAAGUCUAUAUGGUCUACGUCUUCCAACUCAAGAUAAACAGAACAUCUCCAAAAUCAAGUAUAA
This is a messenger RNA of Artibeus jamaicensis (Jamaican fruit-eating bat), 1488 nucleotides long. RefSeq names its product replication factor C subunit 5 (gene RFC5). Gene Ontology annotation, molecular function: ATP hydrolysis activity; DNA clamp loader activity; ATP binding. Gene Ontology annotation, cellular component: nucleus; DNA replication factor C complex. The transcript has 11 exons. Gene Ontology annotation, biological process: DNA-templated DNA replication; DNA repair. Lineage: Eukaryota; Metazoa; Chordata; Mammalia; Chiroptera; Phyllostomidae. Bases 101 to 1120 code for a protein of 339 amino acids. The record is from RefSeq and is a predicted model, not a curated record.